AUGCGUGCAAGUCUCAUUGAUAUUCAUCGAAAUGCAACAUGGUCAAAGAAUGAUAUCACUGUUGCUGGAGGAAAUGAAAAAGGCAGCGAAACCAAUCAACUCUCUCUCCCAUGGGGUUUGUACGUCGACGAUGAUCAAACGAUUUAUGUCGCUGAUUGUGAAAAUCACCGUAUUGUGGAAUGGAAAUCUGGUGCAACGAAUGGAAAAGUAGUUGCUGGUGGAAAAUGGAUCAGCGAUUGGGGGAAUAACAGAGUAGUUCGAUGGCCUCGUCGAAAUGGUACUCGUGGAGAAACAAUUAUUUCAAAUAUCACUUGCCUCGGUUUGACAAUGGACGACAAUGGUUCUCUCUAUGUCGUUGACGUUGGAAAACAUGAGGUGAGACGAUAUAAAAUUGAUGAUACUCAAGGAACAGUGGUUGCAGGUGGUAAUGGACAAGGAAAUCGUCUCGAUCAACUCUCUCAACCCCGCUACGUCUUUGUCGAUCGAGAUCAUUCAGUUUAUGUGUCUGAUAAUAGAAAUCAUCGUGUCAUGAAAUGGGAAGAAGGUGCAACACAAGGCAUUGUCGUAGCCGGUGGCCAUGGACAAGGAAGUAGUCUUACACAAAUGCAUGAUCCUAAUGGAAUCGUUGUCGAUCAAUUGGAUACUGUCUAUGUGGCUGAUUCGUUGAAUCAUCGAAUCAUGCGUUGGUCAAAAGGAGCCACACAAGGAAGUGUCAUUAUUGGUGGAAACAGUUAUGGAGCACAGUCGAAUCAAUUCGCUUAUCCCAUAGGUAUAUCAUUCGAUCCACAUGGCAAUCUCUAUGUCGUCGAAAACGGAAAAACUCGAGUACAAAAAUUUAAUAUAGGAUGAACUCAAUGUGUAUGAUUAAUUAUUUUUAUCGCUCUUCUUUUCUCUUUCAAAUAAAUCUUGAUUGAACAGAAAAAUGCAUUCAAAUUUACUGUGUUCUCGAACGCGCGCGCGCGACCAGGAACCACCCUGGUGGAGCUAUGGCGAGCGUAAUGCUCAUGCACACGCGGGAAGACCCACAUCAUCCACAUGCACCCAUUCGAUGUCAUAUGUCAGUGAGUCUGGGGGCCCGAUCGUGUUGCCAUGGACAUCAAAGCAGUUCCUGGCCGGGCCUUUGGGGACUACCCGGAAGUCCUUUUAAUAAGGCGAGCCUAACCUCAGCGUACCCCCUCCCACUCCAACACUCAUUUAACUAACUCUCAUCUCAUAAAAAAAAGAAAAAAACUCACCCGUUGAUGUUGAAUGAUGAUGUCUCUAAAAGAAAAACAAAAAAAUAUUAAAUGAUAAAAAAAAAAGAUAAAUUACCCUCUAUUAUCUUUUUCUUCAUUGAUUAACGCCUAAAAUUUAAAGAAAAUACAUAAAAAGGAUCAUAGGGGCGUGGGUGUGGGUGUGGGGUGCGGGGUGUGGAUGUGGAUGUGGGGUGCGGGGUGCGGGGUGUGGGUGUGGAUGUGGGGUGUGGUGUGGGUGUGGGUGUGGAUGUGGGGUGCGGGGUGUGGGUGUGGGUGUGGGGUGUGGUGUGGGUUUAUUUCUUAUUUCAUUUCUCACAUACCCACACCCACACACCCAUACCCACACCCACACCCACACCCACACCCAUACCCACACCCACACCCACACCCACACCUACACCCACACCCAUACGAUCCUCCCUUCACCCAAGGGGAUUACAACAACGUCAUUCUCGUUGGAAUGAAUUAUGAAUCAUCGCAUCAAUAACGUUCUUUGCAGCUCAAGUAUGAAUAAUAGAGCUCGUUAGCGACAUUGUUAUUGAGUUUCUCAGACGUGUCAAAAGCGUAGAGGAUCUACAGGGUGGCCCAUAAUUAACGUAACCGAGAAAAAAAUUCAAUAUCUCCAUUACGGCUCAAGCAAACGAGUUGAUUUUUUUGUCAAUGAUAGAGGCAUGUUCAAGCUUCAUAUCCAUAAAGACAAGCCUAGAGAGAUCCUUCGUUAAGUAUCACCAGUGAUCUCGAGAAAAAAAAAUUUCCUUUUUCGCAAAUAGAAAAAAACCAGUAUACGGAGUGGCGCAAAAGUCACUUCAUCGAAAAAAAAUUGAAUAUCUCCACUACGACUCGAGCAAACGAGCUGAUUUUUUUUACCAAUGAUAGAGGCAUGUUCAACCUUUAUAUUCAUAAAGACAUGCUUAGAGAGACUGUUUGUUAAGCAUAUUGUUUUUUUUCCUAUUUGCGAAAAAGGAAAAUUUUUUUUCUCGAGAUCACUGGUGAUACUUAACGAAGGAUCUCUCUAGGCUUGUCUUUAUGGAUAUGAAGCUUGAACAUGCCUCUAUCAUUGACAAAAAAAUCAACUCGUUUGCUUGAGCCGUAAUGGAGAUAUUGAAUUUUUUUUUCUCAGUUGCGUUAAUUAUGGGCCACCCUGUAUAUGAUCGAUUGUAUGAAGAAUUUAUGAUAAUCAAUUUUCCCAAUUUGUAUAUAGUAAUGUGACAAUAUUUUCAACGUGUAUAAGCCAAACAAUUUGAUAUUUAGAGCGUAGAUACUAUUCAGGCAGACAAAAGAAGUAGAAAAAUGAGCGUUUUUCUCUCACAAUUGCGGUCUCGAUUAUGAGAGAAAGUUCACUUUCUCUGCUCUUUGUGCAUUUAAACUGGUUUUCGACAAUAUGUGACUACUUGGAAGACAAUAAUACAUAUCAAUUAAAUAUCAUGAGAAACUUCAAACACAUCACAGGACACUGGGAAUGCAACAAUUCAUCACUAAUUCUCCCGUGAAUAUUCAUGGAUUAUUACUCAAGCAGCCACAUAUUGCCGAAAACCUGUUUAAAUGCACAAAGAGCAGAGAAAGUUAGCUCUUUCUCAUAAUCGUAGUUUCUGAUGGUGACAG
This is a messenger RNA of Rotaria sp. Silwood1, 2837 nucleotides long. Lineage: Eukaryota; Metazoa; Rotifera; Eurotatoria; Philodinida; Philodinidae. The record is from the annotation of a GenBank genome assembly.